AUGGCCCAAGCGCUUUUCUUCCCUAAGCUUAAGAAGCUCGGGCUUGAAAAGAUCACCAUAUCUGAAUCCACACUGCACGCCAUGAUUGAUGGCUGCCCCGCUCUGGAAUGCUUGCUGAUUUACCGCUGCUCUGGCUUCCGUUGUGUCCGAAUCAACUCCAUCAGCCUUAGAGGCAUAGGUGUGGAAGCUUAUUGGGGAGAGCUCAUCAUAUUAGAGGAAGUCAUCAUCGAGAAUGCCCCUUGUCUUGAAAGGUUGCUCCUAUUUGGCUCAGCUGAAUCCCGGCAUAUAUCGGUAAUCUCCGCGCCUAAAUUGGAGACCCUAGGCUGCCUAUCUUCCUAUUCUAGUAACACAUUCACGCUUUACUCGACAGUUAUUCAGGGAUUGCGUGUUGAUAGCCUGACGAAGACGGUGUGCACUGUCAAGGUUUUAUCUGUUUGUAUGGGUGCUCUUAGUCUGGAUGUUGUUAUUGACUUGAUGAGAUGCUUUCCUUGUUUGGAAAGGUUGUACAUUGAGUCAAUUAAGCCAGGGAAAAAGAAUUUGUGGCGCCGUAAACACCAGAAUCUAAUAAGAUCUCUUGACAUCCGUCUGAAGACAAUUGACUGGCGAUAUUAUGUGGGCACCAAGUCAGAUGUUGACUUUGCCACAUUCUUUUUACUAAACGCGAGAGUGCUAGAGUUAAUGACUCUUCAGGUUUAUCAUAGUAAUUUCAAAGAGGAGUUUUUUACACGGAAACGUGAGAAGCUUCAACUGGAUAAGAAGGCCUCAGGAGGUGCUCGGCUUCAUUUUACAACGGAUCAUUUUCAUGGCAGUUUUACGGAUUUCUGUGUCCGUGAUUUGGAUCUAGCUGAUCCCUUUGAAAGGAAUUAUCCGUACCAAUUUCAUGCUUUCUCCUAA
Molecule: messenger RNA, 894 nt
Organism: Triticum turgidum subsp. durum (durum wheat)
Lineage: Eukaryota; Viridiplantae; Streptophyta; Magnoliopsida; Poales; Poaceae
Source: the annotation of a GenBank genome assembly